UGUAGACCCAAUGCCGUCUAGCAACACAGGAAUGCUGUGCUGCACUUCAAGCAUUAAAUAGCUUUGUGUUGGCUCACUUGCUUACAGAGCGAACGGAGUUAAAGUGGCAUGGCUUUGUCACCCAAGGACACGGGAAGGAGGACUUGUAUCACCGUUCGCCUGUCUGGUGGUAUGGCCAAAUUAACAUAAAACAAUGGCUAUGGCACCAGUUGUGAAUGGUGAAGACACAGCGAUCACGCAUGCUCCUAUGUACAACGAACCAUCAUGUCUGAUGUGCUUCAAAACAUCGCCUUCAUUGGCGCGACUGGGAACUUGGGACGACACACUCUGAAGGCUCUGGUAGAUCAAGCUAAGCAGAACAUUACCUUAAUAUCCAGGUCCAAGCCAAAAGACAUCCCGACAUCAGACAAUAUCAAAAUCCAUGUCGGCCAAUACGACGAUGAAGUCUUUCUGCAACAAGCAUUGGCUGGGCAGGAUUUGCUCAUCAUCAUGCUUGCGUUUACUGGCCUGGGAGUUCAGGACAAGCUCGUGGAAGUAGCUGCUCGUGCUGGAGUCAAAUACAUCAUGCCUUCCACGUACGGCAUGGAUAUGAGCAACCCAAAGCUUUACAACACCAUGCCCUUGGCCAAGAAGUCUGCUGCUAUGAAUGACAAGAUCAAACAGCUGGGAAUGAAACCAAUUGGGGUCGUUACGAAUCUAUGGAUUGACUAUUCUAUCGAGUUCGGCUUGGCUGGCUUUGACGUCGAGAAGCGACAAGCUACGAUAUACUCGGACAGUGGUCACUUCUGUACCUCUUCGCUGGCCCAAGUCGGUCGAGGCAUCGCGGCGAUGCUAGCCUUGCCUAGAAGCACAAUCGACGAGCGUUUCGCCGACAAUGACCUCUACAUCACGUCCUUCCGCAUCACUCACCAAGAGUGGUUCGAUGCCAUCUUGAAGGCCACCAACACCACAGAGGCUGACUGGAACGUUGAGCGCAAGUCAACUGACGUGCUUCUCGAAGAUGGCAAUGCGAUGCUCGCGAAGGGAGACCGUUCUGGCAUGCUUGAUCUGAUUUACUAUUGUACUUUCAAGAAGGAUCUGGGAGGUGAUUACGCUGGUCGCUUAGACAAUGAUUUUCUUGAACUUCCAGAAGAGGAUAUUGUGGAGGUGAUUCGUACGCAGCUGGCGAAACCCGGGCAGGGGAAGCCGGACUUUGUGUGAUCAAAUCAUAGGCCAAACGGUGUAUGGAAAUGACGCCCCGAAGCGUUCUUUUGUGGACUGUG
Messenger RNA from Pseudocercospora fijiensis CIRAD86, 1262 nucleotides. RefSeq lists its product as uncharacterized. The record is from RefSeq and is a predicted model, not a curated record. The transcript is spliced from 2 exons. NCBI's taxonomy places the organism in Eukaryota, Fungi, Ascomycota, Dothideomycetes, Mycosphaerellales, Mycosphaerellaceae. The coding region runs from base 265 to 1200 and encodes 311 amino acids.